Diabrotica virgifera virgifera (western corn rootworm) is the source of this 2630-nucleotide messenger RNA. RefSeq names its product zinc finger MYM-type protein 1-like. The record is from RefSeq and is a predicted model, not a curated record. The transcript is spliced from 3 exons. The coding region runs from base 141 to 2303 and encodes 720 amino acids. Lineage: Eukaryota; Metazoa; Arthropoda; Insecta; Coleoptera; Chrysomelidae.
GAAUCCAAUAGACAAAUUACCCAGGACACAUAUGAUCCUGUAGACUUUAAUAGAUGCCCCAUAAAUACUGAAAUAGAACAACAUGGAAAUAAACUUAACUCAUUUGAAGAAAACCAAAAAACUGAAAAAGUGAAAGAAGUAUGAAACGAACUUUACAGCAGUCGCUUUUGGGAUUUUUUCCAAAGAAGGGGAAAACUAAUGAUGAACUGAACCCUCAAAACGAUAAAAUCCUAACUACGCCGAGUAUGGAUAUUAGUACAGAUGGGGAUGCUCCAACUCCCUCCACCUCAGAUAGAAACAGAGAAACAAGCCAUGCUGGUCUGGAUUCUGGUAUGGACUACGAUUUUGGUAAAUAUUUAUCAAAUAAUCCAAAAAAUGACGAAGAAAAAUUAACAGUUUUAAAAGAAACUUGGACCUCUCCAGAGACUUUUAAGUUCCCCGUCUGUGGUAAAAGAAAACUUUGUUUUCAACGUCAUUGGACCCAAAAGAAUCCAUGGUUAGUAUAUUCAAAUAUGUUACAAGGAUCAUUAUGCAAAAUGUGCGUUUUAUUUGAACAGACCGAAGGUGGUCGCGGUGAUCAGAAACUUGGAAGUUUUGUCACAAAACCAUUUAAUAACUGGAAAAAAGCUCUGGAAAAAAUGGAACAUCAUCGAAAUACAAAUUAUCAUAAAUAUGCUGUUGAACGGGCAAGAAAUUUUGUAAGCGUUAUGGAAGGUCAAACUCGUGAUAUUACAGAGUCGUUUAAUGAAGAAAAUAAAAAAAUUGCCCGAGAAAAUAGAGAGAGGCUAUGUGCCAAAAUCUUAUUUUGCGGACGGCAGGAAUUGCCUUUGAGAGGAAAUCAAGACUCUGGUGAAAUCGGUGUUAUAGAUCCUCUACAUAAUGACGGUAAUUUUCGUGCACUACUUCGUUUUCGUGCGCAAGCUGGUGAUGAAGUACUUAAAAAUCACCUUAUUUCUCAAAGCAAUCAUUCUCGGGCUAUGUACACAUCGUCCGUCAUUCAAAAUGAAAUUAUUGAUUUGUGUGGAAAUGCUAUUCAGGAGCAAAUAAUAAAUAGAGUGAAACAAUCAGGUUUCUUUGCUGUACUUGCCGACGAAACUCAAGACAUUUCGCGUCACCAACAACUCUCACUUUGCCUUCGGUAUGUAGACUGCUCUUCUGGAAAGGCACUUAUUCGAGAGGAUUUCAUUGAAUUUAUCCACGUUGAUGAAGUAACAGGAUCAGCUCUAGCUACGAUAAUCAUCGAUAAACUUAAGUCGUUUGGAUUAGAUUUGGAGAAUUUAGUUGGCCAGGGCUAUGAUGGUGCGGCUGUGAUGAGCGGACGAUUUAAAGGAGUAAGAACAAUAAUCAUGGACAAAUAUCCUCGAGCACUAUUCGUACACUGUGUGGCGCACACAUUAAACUUAGUUUUGGGUCAUUCAUGCGAGAUCCCUGCAAUACGAAACUGCAUCGGAACUAUUAAAAGUAUAAUUAACUUCUUUCGGCAAUCUGCACUCCGGGAUGGACUUUUAAAAAGAACUGCGGACGAGAUUGGAGCACCUCAUUCAACGCUUAUCUCACUUUGUGAGACACGCUGGACAGAAAAACAUACAGCCGUCGAAAGAUUUGCUGAGAUGUUUCCUGUAGUAAAUUCCGUGCUUCAAGAACUUCAAGAAUCUGGAAGGGAAAUUGCAACCCAAGCUUACCAGUUACAAGUCGCAAUGGAAAACAGUCAAUUUAUAGUUUCACUAACUAUUUUAAGGAAGGUUUUCUCCUAUACGUCAAGCUUAAACCGAACCCUACAAAAAGUCAAUGUAGAUUUAACCGACUCUUGCAGUUACGUAAAAACAAUAAAAACCACUUUACAGAACCUUCGUAACGAACGUGAAUUCUCAAAUCUUUUUGCGGAAGCAAAAAAAUUAAUUUCAGCAGAUAUAACUGUUCCAAGAGUAAGUAGGAGACAAUUAAACCGCAAUAAUAUACCAGGGGACACUGCUGAAGUUUACUAUCGGCGAAAUAUAUUUUAUCCAUUUAUAGAACAUGUAGUGACCGAGCUUGAUGCUCGCUUUAAACCUCACGAAGAAGCAAUUUCAGGAAUUCAGUUGCUUCUACCAGAUCGCACCCAAAAUACUGAGAGAGCAAAGAAAUGUAUAGCAGGAAUCGGAGAAAUAUUUCUCAGGGAAGUUGAAAUAAAACACUUAGUAAGUGAGUAUGAGCUUUGGCACAACCACUGGUGCAAUCAAGAACAGCCGUCUACUGCACUAGAAGCUAUGGACCGAUGUGAUGAAAUUUUUUUCCAACGAUUAGGAAACUUCUUCAAAUUUUAGCAACACUUCCAGUAUCUACUGCCACACCUGAACGUACUUUUUCAUCACUUAAACGGUUAAAAACCUAUCUUAGAAAUAGAAUGGGAGACGAGAGGCUUACAGGAUUAGCUCUCAUGAGUAUUCAUCGGAAUGUGACAAUAGGUCUAAAUUCCUCAGAAACUGUAAAUAAGUUAGCUGAAAGAAGGAAGAGAAUGAAUUUAAUUUUGUAAAACGGUAUUUUAAGUUUUAAUAAAUUUUUUAGAAAUUUGUUUUUAUUAUUUUUUUCAAAGGUAUUUCAAAACCAAGCCCCGGUUUUACUUAAUUUGGAAAUUAGGAUCCCCCCCAUUA